AUGCUGCGCGGUUCUCUUGCGUUGUUCGUUUUGAUUGCGAUUGUGUCCGGUGCUGCGGCGACCUUUGGAUACGGUCUGCUAGGUGGAUCAGGGUAUAACGGCGGAUACGGUGGAGGAUACGGUGGAUACGGUGGAUAUGGUGGUUACAACGGGUAUGGAGGCUAUGGAGGCUACGGAGGAGGCUAUCAACCGUACGGCUAUGGAUAUGGAUAUCCUGGUAAAUAUGGCGGUUAUGGUGGAUACGGUGGCUAUGGAGGUUAUGGCGGAUACGGAGGAUAUGGUGGAUACGGAGGUUACGGCAGUGGAUAUGGUGGAUACGGAGGAUUCAGACCAUACUUCCGAUAA
Anopheles maculipalpis is the source of this 345-nucleotide messenger RNA. RefSeq names its product neuropeptide-like protein 31. The record is from RefSeq and is a predicted model, not a curated record. The transcript has 4 exons. Bases 1 to 345 code for a protein of 114 amino acids. Lineage: Eukaryota; Metazoa; Arthropoda; Insecta; Diptera; Culicidae.